Molecule: messenger RNA, 841 nt
Organism: Hordeum vulgare subsp. vulgare (domesticated barley)
Lineage: Eukaryota; Viridiplantae; Streptophyta; Magnoliopsida; Poales; Poaceae
Product: zinc finger Ran-binding domain-containing protein 2-like
Exons: 3
Coding region: 155-562 (135 amino acids)
Cellular component (GO): cytoplasm
Molecular function (GO): mRNA binding
Source: RefSeq, a predicted model, not a curated record
CCAGCCAUCGAACACAACACAACACAAGCUGAGCUACAAGGGGUAGCUUAAUUCCUCUCAACAUCUGAUCACCUUCUCGUUAGAUUAGAUUGCUAGCUAGAUUGACUCGUUUGAUAGAUACAAAGAUACAAGGAUUCAUUUCUGAUUAAUAGCGAUGGAGAAGGUGAUGAUGAGCAGGAAGCCGGGUGACUGGAGUUGCAGGUCGUGCCAGUACCUCAACUUCUGCAAACGCGACGCUUGCCAGCGGUGCGGCGAGGCAAAGCUGGGUGCUGAGCGGGCGGAUUACGCGGCCAUGAGCGGGAGCUGGGAAGUCAAGCCCGGCGAUUGGUACUGCGGCUGCUGCGGCGUCAACAACUACGCCAAUCGCGCCAGCUGCUUCAAGUGCGGCGCCGCAAAGACAGACUCCGCCGUCGUGGCGCAGAACUGGGGGUUCAACGCCUCCGGACAGACAGGCUGGAAGGCUGGCGACUGGAUCUGCCCGAGACUGGAUUGUAACGUGCAAAACUAUGCCAACAGAACCGAGUGCUUCCGCUGCAAUGCGCCCAAAUCAUACUAUGGUUAAGAAGACAGGCUUGGAAAGAAAAUUGAAAAACGGAAGCAUUAUUGGAGAAAAGAACAAUCACGAGCCCUCAAGGAUUUUUCCUUUUUUUCUCCUAUAGAAAAACCUUGGCCAACCGAGAGUUAGUCAUGUGGACGAGCGGUAAAACGCCGGUCAGAAAAGGGAGAUAAGUGCCACAAACGUGUACUGUGCGCGUGUGUUUGGCUCCGGACCAAUAUCCGAUUUUUCCUUUUUCAGUAGAAGAAAUAAUUGGAUACAUGAAAGAGAAAAUUUCAGUUAAGC